Caenorhabditis bovis is the source of this 1287-nucleotide messenger RNA. The record is from the annotation of a GenBank genome assembly. Lineage: Eukaryota; Metazoa; Nematoda; Chromadorea; Rhabditida; Rhabditidae.
AUGCAAAAUAGUGAAGGUUUGAAAGGAACAAUUUAUGAGAAUUUUACGUUAGUGUACGCACUUCCACUAUCAAAUCAUGAUAACUCGUCACUUAUGCUCAUUGCGGGAUUCUAUGCUUUAUUAUUCUUAUUUGGAACUUGUGGAAACGCGGCAAUUCUAGCGGUGGUUCAUCAUGUCAAGAACCAAGAUUCCAGAACUCGCCACAAUACUACUUUAACAUAUAUAUGUGUGCUAAGUAUUGUCGAUUUUUUAUCAAUGCUUCCACUUCCAAUGACAAUACUGGAUCAGAUUCUUGGGUUCUGGAUGUUUGAUACAUUUGCGUGUAAAUUGUUCCGAUUGCUAGAGCACAUUGGGAAAAUCUUCAGUACUUUCAUUCUUGUUGCAUUUUCAAUUGACCGAUACUGCGCCGUCUGUCAUCCUCUCCAGACUCGUGUUAGAAGCGAACGAACUGUAUUCAUAUUUCUCGGUUGCAUGUUUCUUGUUACUUGCGGAAUGUUAUCUCCAAUUCUCCUAUUUGCUCAUUCAAAGGAGCUUAUCAUGCAUGAAAAGUAUGAUAUGGAGCAAGAGGUGAUCACACGAAUGCAUCUUUACAAAUGCGUUGAUGAUCUCGGAAAAGAGUUGUUUAUUGUGUUCACUUUAUAUUCAUUUGUCUUGGCAUAUUUAAUGCCACUUCUAUUCAUGAUCUACUUUUAUUACGAAAUGCUCAUUCGAUUAUUCAAGCAAGCACGAGCCAUCAAACAAACAUUGGCUGGAAGGCGCAGCACGGAAGAUAAGAAAUUGCAGAUUCCCGUUGGUCAUAUCGCAAUUUAUACGCUAGCCAUUUGUAGCUUCCAUUUUAUAUGCUGGACACCGUACUGGGUAUCUGUCUUGUAUUCUCUUUACGAGGAACUCUAUCCGUCGAAUUCGGAAAAUAGAGAACCACCAACUUAUGCAUUCAUAUAUUUUAUGUAUGGUGUUCAUGCCCUUCCUUAUAUCAAUUCCGCUUCAAAUUUCAUUCUCUAUGGGUUGCUGAAUCGUCAGCUUCAUCAAUCCUCUGUUCGGAAAAAUCAAAGGUCUGGAAAUGUUCGAGCAACAUCGCACGCAGUUACAACAAAUACACGUCCAGAAUGCAGUGAACUCAUUGCAAUACCGUCCCCACAGCGAACUGAAUCACGAUUGUCUGCACUUGACAAGAACGGCCAGGAAGGCUCCGCAUUAGUGCAUCAUACUACCGACCAGACGAUUGUGAAUAGCCGUAGCGACAUAUUGCAAUGGAUAACGCCGGAAACCGAAUCCGUGAUUUUGUAA